This is a messenger RNA of Perca flavescens (yellow perch), 6039 nucleotides long. RefSeq names its product EYA transcriptional coactivator and phosphatase 3 (gene eya3). The transcript has 19 exons. The record is from RefSeq and is a predicted model, not a curated record. Gene Ontology annotation, cellular component: nucleus. Gene Ontology annotation, molecular function: protein tyrosine phosphatase activity. The coding region runs from base 360 to 2195 and encodes 611 amino acids. Gene Ontology annotation, biological process: negative regulation of extrinsic apoptotic signaling pathway in absence of ligand; cell differentiation; positive regulation of DNA repair. Lineage: Eukaryota; Metazoa; Chordata; Actinopteri; Perciformes; Percidae.
CGUUUUGGUGUGUCAGGGAUGUUUGUGUUGCGAUCAGCUUCGCAGUUGGGUGCAGCGGGAGUGAACGCUUUCACACGAUGCCAUUUCAAUACCCACUCCAAUGGCUGCUGGUCCCGAUUAAUUUCUGGUGCGAAAAACUUUAAUGCCCGGGAAAAACUAAGUAACUCACAGCCAGCUUAAUUAUUUAACCAAUUUUGACCCUUGACAAGUUAGCUAGUAUGCAUGUAAAAUAGACAGCGGAUGACACAGUUAUUUCUAUUAGAAUUGAUGGUAAAGCGCGUAAAUAUAGCGACUGUCUGCUAACGUUGCAGGGUCCGGACACGCUUUCCAGGAGCAGAGAGUAGGCUGUGCGUGCAGACAUGUCGGGUCGCUCCGCUGCAGAGAUGGAUGACUCGCAGGAGCUGCCGACAAAGAAGGCCAAGCUGGAGAUGGACAGUGGACUGGAGAAGGAGCCAAGUGAUUUAGGUGACGAUGGGAGUCCAUCUGCUGUGUUGGGUUCUUCAGAGCAGGAAAGCUCUUACUCUGCCCUGUCCACAGGCCAACUUGAUCCAGGUGAUCAGGAGCAUUCAGACGCAGACAGAGGGGCAGCACCUCGAGCAUGCGGUGACUCCAUGAACUCCUAUGCACAUCCUGCCACAGACUCAACGGCAACAUCUGAAUACACCCAACAGGUUUAUCAAGGAAGCAACCCAGAAGUGACAUCGUACACCAGCCAGGUGGCCUUUCCUCCUCUGGCCCAGUCCACUGCAUACUCGGCCUUCCUCCAGACAGGCCAGAACUACGGCCUCCCGCCCUUUGGUGCUAUGUGGCCAGGCAUUAAAACAGAGACAGGGCUGCCUGAGGCGCCCUCUGGUGGCCAGUCUGGGUUUCUCUGCUUCAGCAACGCAUAUACCUCAACCCAGCCAGGCCAGCUGCACUACUCAUACCCAAGCCAAGGCUCAAGCUUUACAACAUCCAGUGUGUACUCCAGCAUCCCUUCAGCUACGGCUGCUACCACAACCUCCAACACAGUGGCCCACCAGGAAUUUAGCAGCUACAACUCUCUGGGACAGGGUCAGUUCUCUCAGUACUACCCUCUGCCUCCCAGCUACGUGCCGGCCGGGCUGCCCAGCAGCGAUGACCACGGCGCCGGUGUGGGAGUGGCCGGAUAUUCAGCUGUGAAGUCGGAGCAGGCUGCCUCAGCUGGACUGCCUCCCAGAGAUGCGUCCCCACCAGAGAACCUCCCAGCAGGUGCAGCCCUUCCUACCAGUGUGUCUCUCCCCGCCGGAGCCAGGGAUCACGACGAGGUUGGACGUAGGAACUCUGUAGGCAAAGCCAAAGGGAAGGGCCGCAGGUCUGAUAGCUCCCCACCUGCUGACAGUGACCUGGAGCGCAUUUUCCUUUGGGAUCUGGAUGAGACCAUUAUUAUAUUCCACUCACUUCUCACUGGCUCCUACGCACAGAAGUUUGGCAAGGACCCAGCCACAGUGCUGAACUUGGGUUUGCAGAUGGAGGAGCUGAUCUUUGAGCUGGCAGACACCCACCUUUUCUUCAAUGACCUGGAGGAAUGUGAUCAAGUCCAUGUUGAGGAUGUUGUCUCUGAUGACAACGGACAGGACCUGAGUAACUACAACUUCUUGGCGGAUGGCUUUAAUGGUUCCAGUGGUGGAGGGGCCUCAGGAACCACCACUGGAGUCCAGGGAGGGGUGGAGUGGAUGCGGAAACUGGCCUUUCGCUACCGUCGGCUAAAAGAGAUUUACAAUAACUAUAAAGGGAAUGUUGGAGGCCUGUUGAGUCCUAUGAAGAGGGAGCUGCUUCUCCAGCUUCAGUCUGACAUCGAGAACGUUACGGACGCAUGGCUCAGCACAGCCCUCAAGUCUCUGCUGCUCAUCCAGUCCAGGUCUGAGCAGAGGGGGAAGUGUAUGAAUGUGUUGGUCACUACCACUCAGCUGGUUCCAGCUCUGGCAAAGGUGCUGCUCUACGGCCUGGGAGAUGUCUUCCCCAUCGAGAACAUCUACAGUGCCACUAAAAUAGGGAAAGAGAGUUGCUUCGAGAGGAUCGUCUCUCGCUUUGGGAAGAAAGUGACCUAUGUGGUGAUAGGGGAUGGUCGAGAUGAGGAGUUUGCAGCAAAACAGCACAAUAUGCCUUUCUGGCGGAUCUCCACUCACGGCGACCUCGUGUCCCUGCACCAAGCGCUGGAACUGGACUUCUUGUAAAGGAGGGCAGCAUUGAAUGUCGCACGCUAAAGGGAAAAUGUAGUCGUCAAUCGUCCUGUUGAUUUUUGUGGAGUGACAUUGUGUGAGAAAAGCCUCCACAACCCCUCAACGACACACACUUGCAUAUUUGAAAAUCUGCCCUCGCAAAGACGACUAAUGACUCCGUAUGUGUGACGUGUGAUGGUAACGUACCGAGGUGGACUUUGGCUCGGAGCUGACUGUGAGAAACAGACUGGAUGCAUCAUUCGGCUGAGUUAGGGUUCCUCACACCCAGCACUCCCCUCCUCUACGGCAGCUAAACUCACCACGGCUGAAACUGGCACUGAUUUGGACACAGAAGGGAAGAAAUCACAUUUAUUUUUUCCCUAGUCUUUGGUCUCAUUUUCUUUUAAGUAUAAAAGUCUCUUGCAGUGAAACCGAUCCCUCUAAUUUGUAUGUCUCUUCUUUGGUUUUUAGCAACCAAAAGGGCCAUUGUUGUUUUCUGGCAUUCUCUUUACUUUUUUGUUGUGGCUUUUUAUUUAGGCUCCGUGUUAACUGAAAGAAUAAUAUCAAAGCAAAUUUGUUUAAAAAAGAAAAGAAAAAAAGAAGUUCUUUCUUGGUUUGUUUUGCACUCAUACAGAUAAAUGAAAGCAUCAAUUUGCAGAAGUUACUGAUAGUCAUAAAGUAUUAUAUCAUAAUCCCAGAAUUUAACAUGACGAACUAGAUGAGGGUUAAAAAUAUGUAAUUUGGUCAUGACCUCCCCUCCUGACCCGACCAAACCACACCACCAGUCAGCUGUCCUGACCUUUCCACUGUGUUGCAACAGCAGACGUAUGGUCCUCUUUAGUAUGUGUGAUCUGUGGUCAGUAUGUAUGUGGCGCCAGUCAUACUUCUCACAAAACUCAACCAGCCUUCCUGUGAGGUAGUAAGCAGAUCGGGACGCACCAAACAUAAACCAAAACACCGAUGAUCAAUUUCUCAAUGACUCAGGAGUUUUCCAGUAGAGUUGGACUUCACUUUGGCGAGUAGAUGAGAAGUGCAUUUCCUGCCCCAGCAGUAGUCGUUAGACAAUGCACGGGUCCAAUGAAGACCUUAGUAGCUGUGUCCCAAAUCCCAAAUAAAUACUAUUCUGUCAUCGCGGAUCAUGGAAAGUGAAACUUAAAUCUGUCAUGGUGCGGCUGGAUUUAUUUGCGCACUUAAAAAAAAAGAUUUAAUAAAAGCUUCUUUCUUUUCACAUUUUUAUUUACAGCAAUAAGAUAUUUAUAUCAUAGUAGGCUGUAUAUUAACUUAUUGGGAGAAAAUGGGUCAUUCUAUGUAAAAUAAGACAUGGCAUGAUCCUCGUUUCAUAAUACGCCUUUGCGAAGAUUCGACUAUGAGAUUGACAGUCGAAUUGGGCUCCUUCAAUCGAAACAUUGAAUAUUCGACUACUCGGGGUCACCUCAAGGUUUGAGUAUGAUUUAUUUCUAGUGUGAAGACCUCAACAUACUGAAAAAAACCUGCUUGGAAUUGGUAUGUUUUUGGGAUUUGGGAUACGCAGCUCGGAUGUCCAAAUUCGGUGAAUUUGAAGGAAGGGUUAAAUAUUUCUUUAUGUGGGUUGAAAAAAAAAAAAAAAGUCUCCUACUUCUCAAGCUCCAUAAACCAUUUAACAAAACUGUGAUUACCUGAAAACUGCUUUGACACAAGGCUACAGGGUUGUCCCCAGGGGCCCAUGGUCUCAUUAUCCGUCCAUGCUCUCACCUCUCACCCUCUGACUCCGCUAAUACAUUUUGAGGAGGAUCAGAAUUGCUUAAGGUUUCAUUUUAAAAGUUUCCUCUUUUCUUAGUGAAGACUGUUGUAGCAUGUCAUCACAAGAGGUGAGCAGUAUACACAAAGCAGUUGUCUAAUUUGAUAAAACCAGGUAAACAAAUACCUUGUUAGUCAGUAGAAUUACAUUUUGUUACUCUUACAUGUUGUUUCUACAAAAUCAGUUGCUAUUUUGUUUUUUUUAUGGCAUACUUCUGUUUCCAAAGACUUUACUCAACCUGUUUUCUUAGUUUUUCUCCCAAAAAUUGUUUUUGAUUGAUUUAGCUUUGUAUUAGUUUUACACAAGAGCUGCAACUAACAAUUACUCAUUAUGGAUUAAUAUGCAGACUAUCUUGAGACUUUAUUGUCAUUUUUAAAGCAAAAAUGCCAAGAAUUAGCUUGUUCCAGCUUCUCAAAUAAAAGGAUUUGCUGUUUUCUUUGGCUUAUAUUAUGAUAAACUAAAUAUGUUUGGGGUUUGUUGGUCAAAACAGGCUUCUUUGGUUUUUUUUUGGUUUUUUUUACAUAAUAGUAAAAAUUCCCAGAACCUCAAGUAACAUCUUUAAAUCGCUUGUACCCAACCAACAGUCUAAAAGCCAAAAAUAUUUAAUCAAGCAAAUAUUCACGUCAAAACCAGUGAUUCUUUUGUGAUACUUUAGCUCUAAGAAAUUGCUAUUUUAAACGAUUAAAAUAGUUUGCAGACUAAUCACGAUUGCUUGUACAGCUUUUCAGAAUUUUCAGCCACAUGACAACCCAAAACCUCUUGAAGGCGAAUUGGAGUUGAAAAAAACCCCACAAAGGAUAAUGACUGUGCAAUACAUUUCUACUUUGCUCAUUAACUGUAUUUCAAGGGAUUUUUUCAUUUUGUAGACUGUUAGAAAAGCCGCCGGGGUCGAUCGAUUUCCUCCCUGGACCGUAUGAGAUUACGACUGAACAAUACUGAGCCUGAAGAAGAUUUCGUAUUUACACACACAUGCAGCUUGACCGUUAAGAAUGUGUAUUUCUGUGUAUUUUGUUUGCGUGACUGCAUAUUUAUAUUGUGCCUUUAACCAUCAUCUGUAUGCAUAAUAUAAUUAAAAUAUGUAAGAUUUGUUUGAUACAUUUAUCACUGCAUUGUUAUCCAAAGUGUUAUCUUUUUUUUUUUUUUUUUUUUUUUACUCAAUACUUUUUAAGUGUUUUGUUACUAGUCUUGGUUUUAUUUGAUUGCCCUGUCUGCACUGUAUUCCAAAGGCCGCCUACUAGAAAACAGUGUAUCCAUUUUGGGGAGAAACUGUUCAUGUUCAUUGUUUAAAGAAAGCAGUUUUAGUGAAGGGCUUAAGAUGGUUUACAGUUAAUUUGCUGUUAAAAUGUUUUUCAAGAAAACCUAUCUUAAUUUGGAGUGACAAUACAUUUGUGUUUUACAUAAAUUUACUCGUGAAACUCUCACUUUAAACAAUCUCUGCUUUGUAUUCGAUUUCUGCGUCCUUUUGAAAAGGAGAUUGCAUUUAUUUUGUUGCUGUGAAAUGCUUGGCAUCGCUUAGAGACAAUCACCAUCUAUAAGACAUUGUGUUUUUAAUGCAGGUCAGAUUACUAAAGUGAAAGGCAUGUUUGAUUGUUCAGUGUGAGUUAAAGGAAAAUGGGCUCAUCUAUCAGUCCUGACACACAAUAGAGUGGGGAGAAAAUAUGCAAACUUUGCAUUUUUUUGUUCAAUGUGUUUUUGGUUUAUUUCUUUACUUUGUCUGCAUGUCGUGUCUGUUUUGAAGUAUACCAUGGCUGUUAAAUAAUGACCUUGCAAUGUUUAAGGGGCUAUAUUCUUGUGUCCUCUGUUUCUUUCUAAUGCCAAAUACUUUUAUUUUUAAAAUACUGUUUAGUUUUUUUCUUUUUAUGCAUUUCAUCUCAUUUUCAAGGACCUGGGAGGCCAUAUAGGGACAUGUAGAGGGCCUGAAUGUGAUCCUGUAAACUGAACACUAUCAUAAUAAUCAAUGCUAAUUUAAUUACAAUACUCAAUAGUUCCUCCCCCCCCACCACAGUAGCUCAACACAGUCCUGUAAGGUUCUCCUGUGUACCUGAGACACUCAAUACAGUGUAAAUAAACUUUUAAAAAGUU